UCCCGGAGCACUGCCGGGCCCCUGUGCUCGGCGACUCGACGCUGCCGAGAGCCCCGAGGCGUGCGUGACUCUGGUCUGCGGCCGCGAAGGGUGCGUGGCCCCGCAGCCGAGGCGCGGAAGGGGGACGCCCCGGCCUCGGGGGCCAGUGCACUGGUGCCCUCUUCGUUGUGAACGCCAGCAGCCCGGGAGGGCCCCGCGACUGGCGCGAUGAGUGCCAACGAGGACCAGGAGAUGGAACUAGAAGCUUUACGUUCUAUUUAUGAAGGAGAUGAAAGUUUCCGGGAAUUAAGUCCAGUUUCAUUUCAAUACAGGAUAGGUGAAAAUGGCGAUCCCAAAGCUUUCUUAAUAGAGAUUUCCUGGACAGAAACCUAUCCCCAAACACCUCCAAUUAUAUCUAUGAAUGCUUUUUUUAACAACACCAUAUCAUCAGCUGUAAAGCAGAGUAUAUUAGCCAAGUUACAGGAAGCAGUAGAAGUUAAUCUUGGCACUGCCAUGACUUAUACAUUGUUUGAAUAUGCCAAGGACAAUAAAGAGCAGUUCAUGGAGAACCAUCAUCCCAUCAAUUCUGCAACAUCCAUAAGCAAUAUCAUCUCAGUUGAAACUCCUAAUACAGCCCCAUCAAGUAAGAAAAAAGAUAAAAAAGAACAACUUUCAAAGGCCCAGAAACGUAAGCUGGCAGAUAAAACAGACCACAAAGGGGAACUCCCUCGGGGCUGGAACUGGGUUGAUGUCGUGAAGCAUUUAAGCAAAACUGGCUCUAAAGAUGAUGAAUAACAACUUGGGAUUUGAGAAGCAAAAACAUCGUUUAGACAGAAAACUGGGUUGAAAAUCUUUCAUUACUAUUUUCUGGUAUUGAGGUGGCUUUUUAUAAAGCACAGGUUUUUUUAAGUUUCUUACAUAAAAAAUGUUCUAAGUGGAAAGUUCAUGAAGAGAUCUGGUUGUAUUGUUUUCACAAACUUGCCUUAAUAAAAGGUGAAAAUGUUAAUUGUUAGUAUACUUUAUGAACUGUGUUGAGCUUUAUAACUGGUCAAUAGGGAAUAAUAAUCGUUAAUUUAUAUGAU
Messenger RNA from Lepus europaeus (European hare), 1061 nucleotides. RefSeq names its product RWD domain-containing protein 4. NCBI's taxonomy places the organism in Eukaryota, Metazoa, Chordata, Mammalia, Lagomorpha, Leporidae. The transcript has a single exon. The record is from RefSeq and is a predicted model, not a curated record. The coding region runs from base 208 to 774 and encodes 188 amino acids. Gene Ontology annotation, molecular function: protein binding.